CAAAGUUAAUGGCCCCGCGCUGUAAACUGUAACCCUUUGCGCUACCACAGAUUUGAUCAACAACUUGAACAUUUUUGAACCUUGGAAACCCGAAACCCUGCACUGCUAAGUAAUCUUAUAUCAUACCUACCUAGGUAGCAAUUCUCCAUCUUGUAGGGUUUUUGCCUUGAGUACGAUAUCUUGUCUCUUACCUGCUACCUACUAGAUCACCUAUUAGAUCACCUACUAGAUCACCUACUAGAUCACCUACUUACUUGAAUACUUCGAUAGUAUUCGUGUGCGUGCGACCGAUCGUCAUGUCCGAGGAGCCCAAGCCCCUCAAGGACAAGGGGAAAGAGAAAGAAAAGGAGAAAGACGAAAAGGAAAGGGAGAAGGAGAAGGAGAAGGCAGCCAAGAAGAUUCAUAAAGCAAUUGACGGGCUUUCCAAGGAACAACUAUCCCAACUUCUUGACCUCAACCCCGCACUCGCCAAUGAACUCGGCAGCGAUACGAAUGACAAUCCCAAUGCCGUCGCUGAUGUCCUUAAGCGUCUUAGCCUUCAAGAUGUUAUGACAGGGCUUGCUUCGAGUGGUAAGAAUGUUAAGGAUAUGGGGGCCUACAAAUUCUGGGCUACCCAGCCUGUACCCCGAUUCGGGGAAGAUAGUGAUCCCGCGAAGCCCUUCGAGGAGGGCCCUAUCAAGAUUCAGACCAUCGACGAGAUCCCUAAGGACCCUGCCCCGCUGCUUGAUGGUUUCGAGUGGUCCACUAUAGACCUUCUUGACGAUGGCCAGCUAAAAGAAGUUUGGGAACUGUUGAAUGGCCAUUACGUUGAGGAUGACGAAGCAAUGUUCCGCUUCAGCUAUUCCGCCAGCAUUCUUAAAUGGGCUUUGAUGCCUCCUGGAUGGAAAAAGGAAUGGCAUCGGGGAGUUCGAGCCGCGCAGUCUAGAAAACUUGUCGGCUUCAUCGCUGCCAUUCCCGUCGAGCUGCGCGUUCGGGACAAAAUCAUCCAUGCCUCCGAAGUCAACUUCCUCUGUAUACAUAAAAAGUUGCGAUCUAAGCGCUUAGCCCCGGUACUUAUAAAGGAGAUUACACGAUUAUGCAACUUGGAGGGCGUUUUUCAGGCCAUCUAUACCGGUGGUAUCGUCCUUCCAAAGCCCGUCAGCACAUGCCGAUACUUCCACCGCGCCAUCAAUUGGCAGAAACUCUAUGAAGUUGGAUUUAGUCCUUUGCCUGCCAACAGCAAGCCCCAAUUUCAGAUUAGAAAGUACGCUGUACCAGAUCGGACAUCGAUCAGGGGUCUGAGGGAGAUGCAAAAGAAGGAUGUUGGGGCCGUUCAGGACCUCCUUACCCGGUACCUAGCCAAGUAUGAGUUAGCUGCCGAAUUCAACAAGCAAGAAGUCGAGCAUUGGCUGCUACACAACAAGAAGAAUGCACUAGAAGAGCAGGUUGUUUGGACUUACGUCGUUGAGGAUGAGCACAAAAAAAUUACCGAUUUCAUUUCGUUCUAUUGUCUUGACUCGUCAGUUAUCGGCCCAUCCAAACACUCAAACGUGAAAGCAGCCUACCUUUUCUACUACGCUACUGAAACAGGACUUGCGACCCCAGUCGAUAGAGAAGCCUUGAAGACUCGACUCAACGCCCUCGUCUCUGAUUCUCUGGUGUUUUGCAAGCAGGCUAAAUUCGACGUCUACAACGCCCUUUCGCUCAUGGACAAUGGCCUGUUUUUAGAAGAGCAGAAGUUUGGUCCUGGAGAUGGCCAACUACAUUACUAUCUGUUUAACUACCGGGCGAACCCGAUAGGUGGUGGUGUAGACAGGAGGAACCGCCUAGAUAUUGAGGCUUUGAGUGGCGUAGGCAAGACACAAAUCUGAGCCUGGGUGGGUGCUGGGGAUAUCGCUUUACGAUGGGGCAGGUAGGCGGCAUCUAUAUGGAUGUACCCAUGAUUUGACAACGAAUUUCAUGGGUUCAGUGAUCGGGGGCGCUCACGACUAGGCUAUUUUUUGCAUGAUUCCACGCGGAAUCCUCCAUGUCGAAUCUAUAAGGACCCCGGACCUCAUCGCUCCAGCUUGUACCGCGU
Messenger RNA from Hypoxylon fragiforme, 2056 nucleotides. Its product is annotated as peptide N-myristoyl transferase. The coding region runs from base 297 to 1850 and encodes 517 amino acids. The transcript is spliced from 4 exons. Gene Ontology annotation, biological process: N-terminal peptidyl-glycine N-myristoylation. The record is from RefSeq and is a predicted model, not a curated record. NCBI's taxonomy places the organism in Eukaryota, Fungi, Ascomycota, Sordariomycetes, Xylariales, Hypoxylaceae. Gene Ontology annotation, cellular component: cytoplasm. Gene Ontology annotation, molecular function: glycylpeptide N-tetradecanoyltransferase activity.